AUGGCCUCUUCACCAGUUGAGAAGCCAGGCAACGUCUUGGGCGGUACUCAACCAUUAGCCAGAUAUGGUGGUCUCAACGGUAACGCAUUGUUAUAUGCAGUAGUAGCUAUCGCUACUUGUGGUUUCUCUCUUUUCGGUUAUGAUCAAGGUUUGAUGUCCGGUAUCAUUGCUUCCAAGCAAUUCAACACUGAAUUCCCUGCUACCAAACAAAGAGACGCCAACGAUGUACACGCCGGUACCGUUCAAGGUUCCGUCACAUCGUGUUACGAAGUUGGAUGUUUCAUUGGUGCUUUAAUCGCUUUCUUCAUCGGUGACAAGAUGGGUAGAAGGAAGAUGAUGUUCGGUGGUGCUGUCGUCAUGAUCAUCGGUACCGUCAUCUCCGUUACCGCUUUCGGUCCAGGCGAUACUUCCGGAAGAGGAAAUGUCGGUGGAUUCGUUCAAUUCAUCGUUGGUCGAGUCAUCACUGGUUUCGGUAACGGUGCCAACACCGCCACUAUCCCCUCAUGGGUCGCUGAAACUUCCAAAGCCCACAACAGAGGUUUCCUCAUUUGUAUGGAAGCUUCUACUGUCGCUGUCGGUACUGUCAUUGCCUAUUGGAUCGAUUUCGGUCUCUCUUUCGUUGACUCUUCCGUAUCAUGGCGAUUCCCCAUUGCUAUGCAAAUCCUUUUCGCCCUUAUCCUCAUUGGUGGUGUCGCUGUCCUCCCCGAGUCACCUCGAUGGCUCAUCGCCCAUGGACGGUCCGCUGAAGGUCUCAAAGUCAUUGCUGCCCUCGAUGCUCGAUCAAUCGAUGAUCCCGUCUCUAUCGCCGACCACAAGAAGAUUGUUGACGCUUUAGCCGCUCAAGCCGCCGUCAAGGCCAACAAGACUCGAGACUUGCUCAAGAUGGGUAAACAACAACACUUCCGAAGAGCUUUGGUCGGUGCUUCUACCCAAUUAUUCCAACAGAUUGGUGGUUGUAACGCGGUCAUCUACUACUCAACUGUAUUAUUCGAGAACCAAAUCGGUUUAGAGACUCAAUUAUCUUUGAUCUUGGGUGGUGUUUUAUCGGUCGUUUACAUGAUCUUCGCUUUAACCUCUUUCUUCCUCGUUGAGAAAGUCGGUCGAAGAAAGUUGUUCUUGUGGGGUACCGUCGGUCAAGCCGUCUCCAUGUUCAUUACUUUCGGUUGUCUUUUACCUGGUGACGCUCAAUCUGCCAAAGGUGCCGCUUUCGGUCUUUACUUCUUUAUCGCAUGGUUCGGUGCUACCUGGUUACCUCUUCCUUGGUUGUACCCAGCCGAAUUGAACUCCAUGGCCGUCCGAACUCAAGCCAACGCUGUAUCUACCAUGGUUAACUGGAUCUUCAACUUUACCGUCGUACAAGUUUUACCUACCAUGACUGCUUCGAUCGGUGCCUACACUUUCUUGUUCUUCGGAUUGAUCAAUUUGGUCUUCCUUCCCUUCAUCUACUUCUUCUACCCCGAAACUACUGGAAGAUCGCUCGAGGAGCUUGAUGUCAUUUUCGCCCACGCACACCUAACGCAACGAAGACCCACGCUCGUCGCUGCCGAAUUACCCAAGUUGUCCGACCACCAGAUCCAGGAGAUGACCGACAGGUACGAUAUCCACGGUGGGGACAACGCUGAGGACCCCGAGGCUAUCGGUGCCCCAGUCAACGUAACUCCCGACACUACUCUUCCUCCUGUCCACCCUCACGAUCACGUCGGGUCCGGAGAAGCCACCAGAGUCCCAACUCCGACCGAAGGACAUGUCAAACCAGCCCAAUAA
This is a messenger RNA of Kwoniella botswanensis, 1764 nucleotides long. RefSeq lists its product as uncharacterized. NCBI's taxonomy places the organism in Eukaryota, Fungi, Basidiomycota, Tremellomycetes, Tremellales, Cryptococcaceae. Gene Ontology annotation, cellular component: membrane. The record is from RefSeq and is a predicted model, not a curated record. The transcript has 5 exons. Gene Ontology annotation, biological process: transmembrane transport; carbohydrate transport. Gene Ontology annotation, molecular function: carbohydrate:proton symporter activity. Bases 1 to 1764 code for a protein of 587 amino acids.